Messenger RNA from Cajanus cajan (pigeon pea), 793 nucleotides. Its product is annotated as glutathione S-transferase F9. Gene Ontology annotation, cellular component: cytoplasm. The record is from RefSeq and is a predicted model, not a curated record. Gene Ontology annotation, molecular function: glutathione binding; glutathione transferase activity. NCBI's taxonomy places the organism in Eukaryota, Viridiplantae, Streptophyta, Magnoliopsida, Fabales, Fabaceae. Gene Ontology annotation, biological process: glutathione metabolic process.
UCUUGCUUUCUAAACAUCACAAUGGUUGUGAAAGUCUAUGGUUCAGACUAUGCUAACCCAAAGCGGGUGAUAAUGUGCCUCAUUGAGAAGGAAAUCGAGUUUGAGACAGUGUUUGUUGAUGGCUUCAAGGGAGAGAAUAAAAAGCCUGAGUACCUCAAGUUGCAGCCUUUUGGAUUGCUUCCUGCUAUUCAAGAUGGUGAUUACACCCUUUAUGAAUCAAGAGCAAUAUGCAGGUACUAUGCUGAAAAGUACAAAAACCAAGGGACUGAUUUAUUAGGGAAGACAAUAGAAGAAAGGGGUCUCGUGGAGCAAUGGCUUGAAGUUGAAGCCCAUAAUUAUCACCCACCACUCUACAAUUUGGUAAUGAAUAUUGUGAUUUCCCCUUUAUUGGGUCUUCCAUCAGACCCAAAAGUUAUCAAAGAGAGUGAAGAGAAGCUUGGGAAGGUACUUGACAUUUAUGAGGAGAGGCUAUCCAAGACAAAGUAUUUGGCAGGUGACUUCUUCAGCCUUGCUGAUCUUAGCCAUCUCCCAUUUACUCAUUAUUUGAGUCAAAUGAAAAAGGAGUAUUUGAUUAGAGAAAGGGUGCAUGUGAGUGCUUGGUUGGAUGAUAUUAGCAACAGGCCAUCUUGGAAGAAGGUUCUCGAACUAUCCAAAAACCCUUUCUAAUUACUUGGCUAUUGUGUUUACUAUGACCUUGAGAAUAAAGUGUAGCCUUGGCUUCAUCCUAGUAGUAGUCAUGGUGUUUGAUGCAAAGCUAUGUAUGAAAGUUACCUAAGAGGAUUUCAUGGUCAAA